GAACGGCCCUCCAGUCCAAUCCCACCCCCAAUACCAACAGCAAAUAAAUGCCUUUAUCCCACGCCCGCUGCACCAAUGCGCAGCCGUCCAUGGCACAGUUUUUACUGUGAAUUCUUCGCCCAUCGCUAUUUGAUCCUCACACCUGCCUCGUGUGAGCCCACGACCAUUCUCCACGACUCGACGACUGCACGCUCCAAGCUCUCAGCCUAAAUCUCGGACGUUGCUGCAAAAUAUAUUUGCGCGCCCACGAUACAUUUAAUUAUACAUGCCUCCGCUGCGCUAGCCGCCCACUGAAUCCUGCUGCGGUAUUCUUUUAGUUUCCCCCGCUCCGGCCGUUGUCGCCCUUUCACUCCCGCCAUGUCGCGCAACAACUGGCGACAGCACGAGUCCAGCAACAGCAGCACCACGGCGUCUGCCCGCAGCGACAGUGACCGCUCCUCCGAGACUGAACCCACCGAAUACAGCUUCCGCCCGCCGCUCCCCCAGCAUGAGACGUGCUAUGGCCGCGUCGAAGGCCGCGGCCAGGAAUACUUCGACUACGAUCCUCCUGCAUCUUCGACCGCCCGUGCCUCGGUCGACACGUACGCCUCAACCUCCGAAGAAGACCUGGCCGACGACUUCGACGACGUGCCCGAGUACGACGUGCCCCAGUACGCUCACGACGUGUUCCCCGUCGACGCCAUUCCCACGACCCCCUGCGACUUUGCCGACCUCUUCCCUACCACUAAGCGCAUCUCGAUCCGUCACGACGACUCCACAAUCGACGGGAACAUGAACCUACGCGUCGACACCCAAGUCGAGAUGCGCCACAAGAAACAGAAUUGCACUCUCUUCCACCUCCGCAUGCACGACCUACGCACCCGCGAGUUCUCCCUGCGCCGCUACUGUCGGGAGUCUGGUCGCGAGGUCUGCCACUCGAUUCGCAAGUACCAGAAGCUGCCCUCGGAGAAGCGGCCGGUACUACAGAGGGCUAGCACCGCGCUCGCAAGCCUCCGGCACAAACCCGACUCCCGACCUUCGACCGCCGCAGGCCUCAAGCGCUCUGAUUCAGGCUAUGAGUCGAUGGCCGGCGCAGAAGACGAGCAUGACUCGCGCCCCAAGUCGGCGGGCUAUGCCAAAGGCCGUGCGUUGCUGCCUACCAACACCCUCAAGCUCGAAUUCUCAAACUACGCUCACAUCGACGUCAAGAGACGGGGCGCCAAGUCCAACAAACGCUAUGGUUUUGAGUACUGGGGCCACGCAUAUUCCUGGAAGCGAGUAGUGAAGAAGAAUGGCGACCAUGAGAGCGUGUCCUACUAUCUGGUCCGCGCCGACAACGAAAAGCAGCCACUUGCCCACAUCAGUCCUGUGAAAAUGACCCACGACCAGGCUCAUGAGGAGGCAGCAAGAGGUGGCUGGAUUCCGCCUUGCUAUAUGCGUAUGACGGAUGACCGCCUUCUGAACGCUGCUACCGACAUCUCCGAUGUUGUUGUUGCAACUGGACUCAUUGCGCUGGUGGACGACUGCAUCAAGCGUCGGUUCCACACCAAGCAGAGCACUCAAUUGCAUAUACCACUAAUGCGGAAUGCGUCCUUCAAAAUGAAUAUGGAGUACGUUGGUCCCAAGCGUCUGAUCGAUGAGGUGUUCCAUCGGACCAGCCGCAGUGGGCCCCCAAGUAGGCAUCCGCCAGCAUUACGCCGGACGUCAAUAGGGGCUUAGUUUCGCUCCCUUUGUGAUCAUGGUUGGAUCAUGGGAGACCCGUCUCAAUGGCGCGCAGCCCAACAUGGUGGAAAUUUAGAUUCGAUUUUCGUACAUACGGUUCCACUGUGUUCUUGCUAGCUGUCAAGACUACAUCGCCGGGCCCUAUCGGUGCGAUGUUUGAGUGGUUUUUUUCCUUGUCACAUCAGCAUCUGCAUGGGAAGCAUCGGCGUUAGCGUUUGGGUCUGCAUGGCACCGCACUGAGACAAAGUGUUUGCUGCAUCUCUUGAGAUGAAUUGAAUCGGCAAAAAUGUGGCCACGAUGGCAUGGGUGCAUCUGGCACCCACAUUCAAUUCUAUUUCCUCACUCCGUUUGCAUAUAUAGCUACUCUAGGGCGAAUGAUGAAUAUACGUUCGAGCUC
Molecule: messenger RNA, 2098 nt
Organism: Lindgomyces ingoldianus
Lineage: Eukaryota; Fungi; Ascomycota; Dothideomycetes; Pleosporales; Lindgomycetaceae
Exons: 2
Coding region: 358-1698 (446 amino acids)
Source: RefSeq, a predicted model, not a curated record